Messenger RNA from Oryzias melastigma (Indian medaka), 2503 nucleotides. Its product is annotated as von Willebrand factor A domain-containing protein 5A. The record is from RefSeq and is a predicted model, not a curated record. NCBI's taxonomy places the organism in Eukaryota, Metazoa, Chordata, Actinopteri, Beloniformes, Adrianichthyidae. The transcript has 4 exons. The coding region runs from base 537 to 1070 and encodes 177 amino acids.
AAGAGAAAUAUUCUGUCUUUUCUUUUUCUUUGUCUUUAGGUGCUAUUUGGUCAAAGUUUAUUUUGUUACAACACAGAAAAUAGAAUGACAAAUGAAUGAAAAUGAUAUUUAAAAAAAUCACUGUUUCUAUCCUGGUGUCAUAACUCAAAUAAAUGACUCUUUUCACCAAUCGUUUUCUGCUGUGACUAAUCUCUACUCAGGGGAAAGACCCGCCCCUCCUGGGCAUCAACGUGGACAAAACAAGCGCGCAAAGGGGCGUUUCUUUAUCGUCGCAUUCCGGAAAUGGUUGCAACAUAAACAAAUGUCUUUAAAAGACAGACGCGCGUGCGUGGACUGUUCAUUCUAUCGGUACAUGAACUCGUUUAAGUCUAAAGUACACGUAUUUUAGGUAAGAAGGAGAAAGUGAGUGGUGUGAAUGUAACUUUUGUUUUGUUUUUGUUUUUUUUCCCGCAGUUUUUUUUCUUUUUUUAGAAAAAAAGUUUUUUUUUUUUUUUAAUUGUUAUUUUGACCUGCUUUGUGCCGCGAAAAUCAUCAGGAUGGAAUGUCCCUUCGGUCUGCUGUCCUUAAUUGAGAAACAAAAAGUUCCUCUGCAGAGUGUGGAGGUGGAGCUGCAGGUGAAGGACCAUGUGGCUACAGUCAUCUCCACUCUGAACUACCAGAACAAGGAGGACAAUCCUGUAGAGGCAGUUUUUGUCUUCCCUCUGCCUGGAGAUGCUGCUGUGUGUCAUUUCAGUGCUAAGAUUGGACAGACACACAUUGUAGCUGAGCUGAAGGAGAAGCAGCAGGCUCGGGAGGAGUAUGAUGAUGCUCUGAGUUCAGGACAGCUGGCCCUCCUGUUGGAGGAGAGUGAACAGAGUCCGGACAUCUUCUCUCUGAGUGUGGGCAGUCUGCCUCCAGGGGAGAGCGCCUCCAUCAGGCUGGAGUAUGUCAUUGAGCUGACUGUGGAGGCUGAUGAGGGGCUGAGGUUCUGUCUGCCUGCUGUGCUCAACCCUCGCUACCAACCUCAAGAACUUUCAACAAGGACCAGGACCCUAGUGGCCAGAAGUAGAAUGAAAAUCACAGAUUUAUAAAAUAAUGUUCCUGCAGAUUUUAAAAAGUUUUGUCUUUCUAUACAAAGCUGGUGAUCCAAGUAUGUUCACAAACUACUGUCCCAUAUCAGUCUUACCAUGUUUUCAAAGGUUCUAGAAAAGUUAAUUAACUCUAGAUUGCUCAAACAUUUGAACACAAAAAUGUAAUGUAUCAACACCACUAUGGAUUAAAAAACUCCUCCACUUACCUGGAAUUAGUUGAACUUACUGACAGUAUAUACACGGCUUUAACCAACACUGAAAUUACAAUAGGUGUAUUUGUAUUUCUUUUGAAGGCAUUUGAUUCUGUGCAUCAUGGAAUAUUGUUGGACCAAUUAUAUGAAUACGAUUUUCAAGGUCUUGUGCAUAAAUGGCUUUUUAAUUAUGUGAUAAAUAGAAGACAAUAUGUGACAAUUAAUGACUAUGACUCAGAAAGAGAUGUAAUUAAAUGUGGUGUACCCAAGAAAUCUAUUUUAGGACCUUUGUCAUUUCUGGUUUAUAUAAAUGAUUUAGCAUGUUUUGGUAAAACAACAUUUUCCCCAUUUUAUUUGCAGAUGACAACUAUCUUUUGAUUUCUCAUAAGGAUCCAAAAACAGUUGUAGAAAAACAAAACAAGGAUCUGAAAGAAUACUCUACCCAGUUUCAAGCAAACAAAUUAUCUUUAAAUUUAAUAUAUAUAUAUUUAUGAUUUUAUGGUAUUCUCAGGCUGGAAAAAACACAACAAUUUAAUUAAAAUUCAUAUUCAAAAUGAACAAACUGAAGAAGUUUCAGGAGUUCAGGAGUUUUAGGAAUUAUGAGUUCACAAGUUAAAUGUUCUUCCUUUUAAUGUGGCAACAAAUUCUUAUUAACUAUUCAUUAUUAUUAACUAUUAAAGGAGUUUGGGUUUUGAUAGCAAGAUUAAAUAGAAAAUUUCUAAAAAAGAUUUUGAUCUCAAGUUAUUAAAAUUGGGUUUAAUUUUGCAAAAAAAAAAAAGAUAUGUUUUCUAAUUUUAUUUUCAUAAAAUCAAUUUGAUUUUGAAUUCUUAUGUUAGAGUUAAUUGUUUUAUUGGUUUAGAUUCUUCAGACUAGUUAUCUAUUUGUUUAUUUACUGUAUUUCACUUUAUUUUAUUUUUCAACAGAGUUGUUAUUUUCUUGAAUGAACCCAGAUGGAUUUCUGUAACAUCAUCACAGGAUUUUACUUUUUGUAUUUUUAGUUUUCUUAUAUUUUUUUGUCCUUUUUAUGUGUGUAAAUAAAUAAAUAUAUCAAAUCAAACAACCAAAUAAACAUUCAUUUCUAAACUCUAAGGGGUUUCUUUGCACCAUAACUUUCAAAUUCAACUUUAUUUACGUAUAUAGCUCUAUUCCUGCUACAGAGCAUCUUUUCACUAUAAAAUAAAUACAAGUUAGACAAAAAAUAGCAGUUAGAUAGCAAUCCUAAUAAAAAAAAAAUAAAAAAAA